Molecule: messenger RNA, 1849 nt
Organism: Guillardia theta CCMP2712
Lineage: Eukaryota; Cryptophyceae; Pyrenomonadales; Geminigeraceae
Exons: 12
Coding region: 91-1731 (546 amino acids)
Source: RefSeq, a predicted model, not a curated record
GGAAAUGUUUCAUUCGUCGGGAGAACCAGCAAGUCGGAGAAGCAAGAGUCCUUCCUUCAGAUAGGCCUUGAACUCAGCAACCACGCCAACAUGAAGGAGACACCUUUCAAAAUCCUCUCGGUUUCUCCGGGGUUGUUCGGGCAAAUCUUCAAGAUCUACUCGGACUACGCAUGGAGCGAUCGCCUGGUCUCGUUCUCCAAGAGCUCCUGCAUCUAUUCGGCUCCUCAAGUGUCCGCCAUCGCGUCUCCCAUUCGACGCGUGGAGAAGCGAGUGCUGGGCAUUAACACUCGAUUUGCUGUCGUGAAUCCGUUCGACCCCAGGGUCCUCGCUGCUACGACCCCAGGGGAGGGCAACUCGCUGCACUCGUCGUUCGAGUCACUGUCGAUCCUCUCCCCCUCCUUGGAGUCUUCCAUUGCUCGAGAAGACUCCAAGGAGGGGGAGAGGAACGUGACGACCCCUCAGACGCAGAGGAGUCUUGUCUCGACCCCUCUUACGCAGAGGAGUCUUGUCUCGACCCCUCAUAGAAGUGUGGUCUCGUCCCCUUCUGCCUUGCCCUCACCCUAUCCCAGUAGCCUCCAGAAGCAGGAGAGCAUGGUGCAAGUGGGGAACACAGAUUAUCGGGCUCAGUACAAGUCUCUUUCCAAUGAGAUGAGAAAAUCGUUGGGCUCGUCCGCCAGGUUGUCGAGGAUGUCGGACAGGAACCUGAUCUCCUCGCCCGACGGAAAGCUUCUGUCAGAGCACACUCGCAUUACUCUCAUCCCUCAUCACCUCACCAUCACCAAGAGCUGCCAGGUGCUUGUUGGCGGUUUGACGCUCGAGGCAGGCAAGACUGUGCUUCAGAGCGCUUCCUUCAACUCGAUAAAGAAGCACAGGGUCACUCGAGCAGGCUUGUCUCUGCUCAGACGGGUCGUGUUCUCAGCUCUGUCGUUCGGGGCCGGACAUUGCGCUGCAGUGACAGACACAGGCCUUGUCUACACGUGGGGUCAAGGAAGAUACGGACAGCUGGGUCAUGGAGACGACGUGGACAAGAUUAUCCCGCAGCCCGUCCCGAGGAUCAAAGGCGAAGUAAAGUCGGUCUCGGCCGGCUUCUAUCAUACAGUCGCUGUCACUCACCACGGCGCUCUCUUCACAUGGGGAGAUGGCAAGGAAGGGAAGCUGGGACACAAUGACAACGCACAGAGGUUGAUCCCGACGCUGGUCGCUGCGUUCAUAGAAUGGGGCAUGCCGGUCGCUGCUGCGCAGGCAGGAGGGUCACACACGCUCGUGCUAAACAGGAGAGGUCAGGUCUUCUCCUUCGGGUCUGGUGACUCAGGACGACUAGGGCAUGGGAACGAUAACGACCAAUGGAGCCCCACCUUCCUAUCAGCCCUCGAGUCUGAGAGAUGCGUCAGUAUCGCAGCAGGCUUCGCUCACUCAGUGGCUCUCACUGAUCAGGGCCAAAUCUACACGUGGGGAUGCGGGAAGCUCGGGAGGCUGGGGCAUGGAUCAGACUCUGAUGAGGUCCUGCCGAGGAAGCUCGCGCUGAUCUCGCAUGACACGAUCAAGGCCAUUGCAGUGGCGGCCGGGGAGGCUCACACCUGCAUCUUCCGGUCAGAAGGCUCGCUCAUCACCCUCGGACGGGUGUCGCAUGGCCGCAUGGCGGAAGGAAGCUGUGCUCAAGACAUGCUCGACACUCUCCACACCGCCAUCAGCCGUCAGUCCAGCAACGACUGGCAUCACUUUCCUUCGUAGCUGGCCUGACGAGUUUCAGGCGAUAGUAAGUUCCGGUCGGAGUCUUGUAAGAUAUGUAGAGUUUAGGACGUGCUUUUGAGAUUUUAAUGUUUGGGUCACCGUUGGUCACCGUGGCAGU